Messenger RNA from Arabis nemorensis, 813 nucleotides. The record is from the annotation of a GenBank genome assembly. NCBI's taxonomy places the organism in Eukaryota, Viridiplantae, Streptophyta, Magnoliopsida, Brassicales, Brassicaceae.
AUGUCUGCUGAAUUUGCAGCCUCGAUUUUCGGCGAGCUCUGGAAAUUAAAACCCUUUGCGAGGAGAAGAAACAGAAAUGGCGAAGGGAAUAUGGAUUGGCUACUCUCUCCAACCAACUACAUGAUUGAGUUAGUCCCUUCUAAGCAAAAUGAUUCCAAUGGAAGAUCACUUGAGAUAAUGACACCGAAAGCCGCCCGUGCAGACAUUCAUAUGAAUCUUCCAGCUCUUCAGAAAUUGGACUCCAUGCUUAUCAGGGGACGGAACAAGGGUACAAACGAGAGCAAGAGAUGGUGGCUUCCAUCGCCACAAGUUCCCAAACCUGGACUCUCUAACUCAGGAAGGAAGAAAUUGCUUGAAAAGGGCAAAGUUGUUUAUCAAGUCUUCAAAGCUACAAAAUCCAUAAACGAAAACAUUCUUCUCGAAAUGCCACUUCCCGCCAUCAUCAAAGAAGCAAUACCCAAAAUUCUGCAACUAACAUCCUGUAAAGUUCAUCACCAAGGCUGCUCUUUCAAGACUGUUACAACACAAGAUUUCAGAGAUGGUACACCGUGGUCAUUUGCUAAAGAUCCAUUGUCUGAAACUGGUCGAAAUGAGUCAGUCUUGAACAGAGCAGAAGCGCUUAGAUAUCAGAUAAAAUCUAAACACCGUAAUCUCCCUCAGUCGUUUCUUGAUGCCACAAAGAUUCAGUAUGGCAAGAAUGGUUUAGAAUUAUUUUCCGCGGAUAAUGCUAAGGCGAGUUCGGUGAGUACAACUCCAAGUAGAUGCAGUAGAGUUUGGUGUUUGAGUAAAGUGCCCUCUGAUGCUUCUCCUUGA